Molecule: messenger RNA, 921 nt
Organism: Tilletiopsis washingtonensis
Lineage: Eukaryota; Fungi; Basidiomycota; Exobasidiomycetes; Entylomatales
Exons: 2
Coding region: 1-921 (306 amino acids)
Source: RefSeq, a predicted model, not a curated record
AUGGCCGCUCUUCUCCUGGCGCCCUUUGCCUCGCUCAACGGCGCGCUCGGCGUGCCGCUGCACGCCACGCUGUACCCCUUCGCCGGCGCCCCCACGCUGCACGCCGCCCGCGUCUCGCUCGCCUAUCGCGGCCUCUCGCGGCGCGUCGCGCAGGCCGAGGGCGCCAGCUCCCAGCGAGGCGCACUGCUGGAUGGCGCGGGCUUCUUGGUCAUGGCAUGGGGAGGCUCCUUUCUCACCAACUAUCUCGUCGGCUCCGUGCCCAUCCACCUCCUCUCUCCACUGCCCUUUCUCAACUACAUGUCCGUGCAUCUCCUCCUCGGCGCGCUCCUCGCGCUGCUCCCCUCGCCCAACGCCGCCGUGCUCGACACGCUCGCCGCGCCCCUCGACGGCGCCACGCGUGCGCACGCCGUCAUGCUCGGCGUGCACCUGGCCGCCACGCACAGCUCGCCCAUGGUGCGCAACAGCUUGAUGGCACAGGUUCUCCUCGGCACCCUGGCUGCCACCGGCGGCUCGCAAGCCGCAGGCACCCUCUCCGUCUUUUCCUCGCGCGGCUGGAGCUUCUCCACACCUCCCGUGCUCCUCGCCAGAUCCUUCACCGACCUGUUGGACGUCUUUGCCGCGCUCCUAGCUGCUGUCGUCUACGGCGCAAGCACGGGCACGCAUCCUGCGUACGCCUCGUUGCGCGCCGCGCUCAACGGCGGCAAGGCCGACGUGCUGCUGACGCCCGUGGGAAGCAAGGCUGCAGCGGCACUGGUGAUUGCCGCCGUGUUCGCAUACCGAGCACUGCUGCUGCACUGGCUUCCAACGGCGCCGCAGGUGAAGCAGCAGGCGACGAAGACGAAGGCUCAGCUCGUCGAAGCUGCGAGCCCUGCGACUCCAGCGCACAGCACGAGGAGCACGCGUGCGAAGAAGAGCGCAUGA